Messenger RNA from Hypomesus transpacificus, 3464 nucleotides. RefSeq names its product CTD (carboxy-terminal domain, RNA polymerase II, polypeptide A) small phosphatase like 2b (gene ctdspl2b). Lineage: Eukaryota; Metazoa; Chordata; Actinopteri; Osmeriformes; Osmeridae. Gene Ontology annotation, molecular function: phosphoprotein phosphatase activity. Bases 258 to 1649 code for a protein of 463 amino acids. The record is from RefSeq and is a predicted model, not a curated record. The transcript has 13 exons.
GUGUCGGAGGGGGUGUGUGUUCAUGUGUGCAUACGGGUAUCUGGUUUUCAGUGUGUGGAUAAGGAGGCGGGAAAUGGCGACUAGCUACAUAUCGCAGUAUCAGUUUUUAGACGGUCCCUGAACGAAUAGAAGUCGGAUCACAGAAAAAAACUGACUGCUGCCCCCAUCGUGGCUACCCGCAGCAGUUUGCUCGACCUGUCCCUUCGCUUUAGAGGCACUGCGGAGCACUGUAAAUCUUGCAUGUGACUGCUAAGACGAUGAGGCUGAGAAUGCGCAAGGCUUCUCAGCAGCCUAACCCCGCCCAUGCGGCACGCCCCUCCAGGACCAAGAGGAGGCACUCUGAAGUGGAGGAGGACACGCCCCCUAGUGGGGGGAGGGGACUUCUGUCCACCAUCAAGAAGUUUAUCAGAGGAAAUGCUGUCAAGGUGGCGCAGGAGAACUCUGCUAAGAGAACACGGCUCCACUGUGAUGUGGACAACAACUUGAUCACCUCCACACCUCAGGGUGGUGAUCCCCCCAGGAGGACCAUGGCCCGGGGGGGCAGGAGGGGCUCUGUCAAUGGAGAGGCCACCAACCAUGACAGAAGUAAGGCUGAGAAGGUCAACGGCAGGCUGGAGGAGGUGGAAGUUGUCAGCCCCCCCAGAACCACCCUGCUGGGAACCAUCUUCUCCCCUGUCUUCAACUUCUUCUCACCCGCCAAUAAGAAUGGCUCUGAUUCGCCGGGGCAAGCGGUGGAGGCAGAAGAGAUUGUGAAGCAGCUGGACAUGGAACAGGUGGAGGAGACGCCCACCUGCACGCUGGAGGUCUGUACCUCCACACCCCAGUACCCCCCUGUCCCCCCGGUCCUACGGCCCCCCCACCCUCCAGAGGCCGCCCCGGAACAGGCGCAGAUUGAGCCUGAUGCUGACCUGCCCCCCCUCACAGCCCCUGGUAUGCCCCCAGAGGCGACUUAUGUGGAGGUUCAGCCCACUGUCCCAGCAGAGGGCACCUAUGAAGAGGACUGGGAGGUCUUUGACCCCUACUUCUUCAUCAAGCAUGUCCCUCCCCUGACUGAGGAGCAGCUCACCCGAAAGCCAGCGCUGCCUCUGAAGACCCGGAGCACGCCUGAGUUCUCCCUGGUUCUGGACCUGGAUGAGACGCUAGUCCACUGUAGUCUGAAUGAGCUGGACGACGCAGCUCUUACCUUCCCUGUCCUUUUCCAGGAUGUCAUCUACCAGGUGUUCGUGCGGCUGCGGCCUUUCUUCAGAGAGUUCCUGGAGCGCAUGUCGCAGAUCUACGAGAUCAUCCUCUUCACAGCCUCUAAGAAGGUGUACGCAGACAAACUGCUCAACAUCCUGGACCCCAAGAAGCAGUUGGUUAGACACCGCUUGUUCCGAGAGCACUGUGUCUGCGUGCAGGGCAACUACAUCAAAGACCUCAACAUCCUGGGCCGAGACUUGUCCAAGACCAUCAUCAUAGACAACUCACCUCAAGCCUUCGCAUAUCAGCUAUCAAAUGGCAUCCCCAUUGAGAGCUGGUUCAUGGACAAAGGCGACAGUGAGCUGCUGAAGCUGGUACCCUUUUUGGAGAAGCUGGUGGAGCUGAACGAAGAUGUGCGGCCACACGUCAGAGAGCGAUUUCGUCUGCACGACCUGUUGCCCCCAGACUGAGGUGUAAAGCAGGACUGCUGCCCCCGGACGCCAGAACUGACUGACCCCUCCCUCACAGACGCUGUACAGAGCCCCUUUGGAACACCUGCUACAGACAUUGCCAUUGCUCUUGAUAUUUUAGCCUUUUCUCUAAACCUAUGAUGUUCCUGCAUUUCUUUGUCCUGCAUACUUGCAUUUAAAGCAACUUAAGAGGAAAGAAAAGGACAUUUUUUCAAAGCAAGAAUUUUUAAUUGUAUAGACCCAAAUCACAAACUUUUAGGGAGACUGUGAAGGACUCCUCCUGUCCCAUUGGUUGGCUGCCGGGUCCUACACAGCCCCCUCCACCCACUGCAGCAGGUGCUGUCUGUAUGGGCUGACCGUCUCACCAGAAGAAGAGGAUUAUCUCGCACACUGGCCCGAGACCCUCUGGCUCCAGACCCCUCCCCUCUGGCUCCAGACCCCUCCCCUCUGGCUCCAGACCCCUCCCCUCCGGCUCUAGACCCCUUCCCUCCGGCUGUAGACCCCUUCCCUCCGGCUCCAGACCCCUUCCCUCCGGCUCCAGACCCCUUCCCUCCGGCUCCAGACCCCUUCCCUCCGGCUCCAGACCCCUUCCCUCCGGCUCCAGACCCCUUCCCUCCGGCUCCAGACCCCUUCCCUCCGGCUCCAGACCCCUUCCCUCCGGCUCCGGACCCCUUCCCUCCGGCUCCGGACCCCUUCCCUCCGGCUCCGGACCCCUUCCCUCCGGCUCUGGACCCCUUCCCUCCGGCUCUAGACCCCUUCCCUCCGGCUCCAGACCCCUUCCCUCCGGCUCCAGACCCCUUCCCUCCGGCUCCAGACCCCUCCCCCCCUCUGGCUCCAGGCCCAGUUCUCUGGUGCUCUACAUACUGGACACUCCGUUGGCACACGUAUGGCCUGUUUUUGUGUAGCUGUUUAUCUGGUUGGGCUCCUAUUUUUGAGGAUUUUGCCACCUUUUACCCUGUAGUGUUAGGACCUCAUAAUGCAUUCCUCUGUGUCUUCUGUUCUAGAGCCUCUUAAACAGUUGUUUCCUUGAACAGCCUUGAUCCUGCUAAAAUAUCUACACAAUCUGAACUGGUUCCUCCUCUCCGUAACUACAUGGAGAUGUUAAGAGACUAAGGUCCCAUUUUCUUGUCAGAUCAUGAAGAAUUGAUCCUGACCUUCUGUUUAUGGUGCAUAGUAUUCAAAGGUAAUUGAGUGGUAGGGGCUUGUAUUUAGUGGAUUUAACAGCACAUCCGGAAUGGUGUCAGUUUGGCUUGGAGGUUUUACACAAACGCAUAAAAAAAGAAAACGGUUUAUUUCUGCUGUUUUGUGCUGUAGAUAUCUGCUUUGUGUAACCGGUCAUUUAGGAAGCUGGAGUACUCUUGGGCUUUCGUGUGAACCUCCAGUUACUGUUCUAUACAAUGUUCCUAUACUCUGUAAGUUUGUAUCCAGCUAUACCAGAUCAGUACAGAUGACAUCUGUCUCAGUGGGUAGAGGGGGACAUCCCAGAGUUCUCAGUAACCAGGUGACGGCUGGCAACACCAGAAUUCUGAGCUGCCAACAUUCUCCUCAGUUCCAGGUGGACAGUGUCACCUGAGGUGCGAGGGCCCUGGAAGGGGAUGGAAUGUCUCACUGUUAUUCUCGACCCACAUCUGCCAUGUAGAAUGUUUCACUUUUAUGAAUUGAUUUUUACUUGUGUACUUUUUAAAGCCUUUUUCUUCUAAGUGCAGUUGAAGUAUGUUAAUGUCGAGGCAGAGGUUUAUGACUGAAUGUGUCUCUGUCCUGGCUUUUGGAGAGAUGUAGACCAGGAUGUAUUAGUUCUAGUGGACCCCAGACCCU